Molecule: messenger RNA, 849 nt
Organism: Mesorhabditis spiculigera
Lineage: Eukaryota; Metazoa; Nematoda; Chromadorea; Rhabditida; Rhabditidae
Source: the annotation of a GenBank genome assembly
AUGGCUGACUUACCAAUGGAAGAGAUCGACGACUUGCCAGAGCUGGUCGACGAUGCGCAGCCCACGAAAAUGCCCUCAUUGGUCGAUCAAUAUAAAGAAAAGCCAAAGGAUGAAGACUGGCAAGUUCCAAAGACGCGGAAACGGAAAUCGCGCGAUGUGGAUAUGGAAGACUCAGAAGACGUGGUAAUCGACUCGCUAAAAGGCAGCGACGAUUUUUUGAAGAAAGUCUCCAACGAUGCUGAGGAAGGCAUGGACACGACAGAGGUUGUUGCCGCUCCCAGCAAAAAACGAUCGAAGGGAGAAGAAAACGAAAUGCGCAAAAUUCCGGUGCCACCAAAUCGCUACGGGCCAUUGAAGGAAAACUGGGUACAACUGGUGACACCUGUCGUCAAGCAGCUCGAGCUCCAAAUGCGCUUCAACAUGAAGAAGCGAGUGGUUGAGAUCCGGAAUCCACCGGCCGUCACCGAUACGACGAAAUUGCAAAAGGCAGCAGACUUCGUGCGCGCGUUCGUUCUGGGCUUCGAUCUGCAGGAUGCGAUCGCGCUUAUCCGGAUGGAUCAUUUGUUCUUGGAGACGUUCGAGAUCGACGACGUCAAAUUUUCGUUGAAAGGGGAGAGCAAAUCCCGUGCCAUCGGCCGUAUUGCCGGCCACCACGGCCAAACGAAGUUAACCAUCGAGAAUGUGACAAAAACUAGGAUGGUCGUUGCCGGCGCAAAGAUCCAUCUAUUGGGUGCCUACCAGAAUAUUCGCAUGGCUCGUCACUCCAUUUGCAGCUUGAUUUUGGGCGCUCAACCAUCCAAAGUCUAUGGAACCCUGCGUCACUACGCUUCCCGCGUCAACGAACGGCUG